Messenger RNA from Gymnogyps californianus (California condor), 6535 nucleotides. RefSeq names its product zinc finger protein 638 (gene ZNF638). Gene Ontology annotation, biological process: regulation of RNA splicing; RNA splicing. Gene Ontology annotation, molecular function: mRNA binding; zinc ion binding. The record is from RefSeq and is a predicted model, not a curated record. NCBI's taxonomy places the organism in Eukaryota, Metazoa, Chordata, Aves, Accipitriformes, Cathartidae. Gene Ontology annotation, cellular component: nucleus.
UUGCUACCAACAGUUCUGCACCUCCUUAUGCUUGGUUAAGUCAGGCGUUUCUGAAAAGCGCGAUGUUUAGCCCUAGAGGAACUUUACCUCAGAGGCCGAGAGGACCUAAUCCAUCUGGCACAAAGCCUCCAGGAUCCUUUAGGGGAGGAGGUGCAGCAGGUCUUCAGAGAAAGCCUGCGCCUGGAACGCCUCAAGGAAUGUCACAAAGAUUUUCGGGACAGGAAACGUUUCAGUGGACAGGUUCGCAGAGGAUAAAUGUUCGGGUAACUCUGCACAGGCCUGAUCCGAGGAAGGUGAAAGAGAAGACGAACCUACACCAGGAGCAGAAGGUAGAGCCUCGCACAAGUCACUGGGAUAGUAGCCCGUGCUCAGCUGGGACAACUGGGCAAAAGCCAUCUGCCUCGGCACGGAUCUCGGAGCAGAAUUCAAAUGCCCAGAACCGCUACACACCAGAAAGUGCUUCCAGUAUUUUAGCGAGUUUUGGGCUGUCUAACGAAGAUUUGGAGGAACUCAGUCGCUAUCCAGAUGAUCAGUUAACGCCUGAAAACAUGCCGCUAAUCUUGAGAGAAAUACGGAUUCGUAAGAUGGGUCAUUCUUUAUCCGGUUUACAUACUCAGAGCCGAGGAGAAGAAACGAUUGGUGGUACGAGUGGUGCAGCAGUCAAGAGUAAAGUGAUUGAUUAUGGACAUGCAAGCAAAUACGGUUACACUGAAGAUCCUCUUGAAGUGCAUGCUUAUAAUCCUGAAGUGCUGACUGAAGAUCCUCUCGAAGCACGCGUCUAUAAUCCCGAAGCAUCGAGCGGAGAGAACAGGGAAGACUUCCAACGAGAGCAGAAUAUGUCCAUGGGUGUCCCACCACCUAGCGUGACGUGUAAUUCGGUGUUUCCAGUUGAAGAUUUAAUAAAACCGACAGGGUUCCAGAAUGAUUCCUCAAACACUCGAUCGUUUUUUCCAGCUGAGACUACGGGCAAGGUGUCCGGAUUGUGCGCAACACCCGCUGGACUCCCCGUGGUGAAAUCUGUAUCCCAGCCGGUGCCGCCUCUUGUCCAGCAGUCGAUGACCCAGCACAUAAUGCCACCGAUGAGCCAGCCACCCUUUUCAGCUGAGCUUCUUGCAGCUGUAAGCCAGCAUGAAAGAAUUCAGCAUGAAUCUGGGACAAGCCAGCCUAACGCCCAGAGCGGCUCAGGAGCAGGACAGAAGCCCUUCCAGACACAGGCUGAGGGGCCAAUUAAAUCUCCUUUUGGUAUUGUGAAAGCAUCGUGGCUUCCAGUGUUUCCACAGUCUGAUGCCCAGAAGAUAAAAAGAUUGCCCACUCCGUCAAUGAUGAAUGACUACUAUGCUACAUCUCCAAGAAUAUUUCCACAUAUGUGUUCUCUGUGUAACAUUGAAUGCACUCAUAUGAAGGACUGGAUUCUGCAUCAGAACACUCCUUCUCAUAUUGAAAGCUGCCGCCAGUUACGUCAACAAUACCCCGACUGGAACCCUGAGUCUCAUUCUUCAAAGAGAAAUGCUGGUGACAGAAAAGAAAACCAGACCCCAAAGCGUCGUUCCAACUCUGCCAGUCCCAGUCCGAGACGUUCGAGGGUCACAGGCUCCAGCUAUGUUCUUCGCCGAUCACGAUCGAGAUCCAGGAGCCCUGGCCGCUUCAGGCCAACAAGGCCAAGAAGUCGAAGCCCGCGGCAGAUGCGACGACUUAGCCCCAGACACAGGUCGAGGUCGCCGCAGCGAUCGAGAAACCCACUGAGGACCAGUCCACGACCUCAGAGAUCUUCCAGUAAUGAUUGGUCAUCGAGGAGGUCAACCCGAUCUCAAGACAGAAAGGCAGCUCUGGAGGCAGUAAUGAAAAGUUUGGGACCUGGCUUUGUAGCAGAGUUCAAUAAACAUAAGUCACUUCAAGCAGCUGGGCAAGGAUCUUCGGGAUCGGGAAAAUCAUCACCUUCUCAUGGACUCUUAAGGAAGAUGCCUGGAAAUACGAAGAAGCCACUGAAAACAAGUGUUUCCCAAAGCCUCAAAGAAAGAUGUGCCUUCUUUGCCUGGGUCAAGUUCUUCAUCUCCUGAAACUAUGAUUUACCCCAAAGCAAAGAAAUGGAAGAGGAUGAGGAAGACUUAUCCACAGGAACCAGUGGACCUCGUCCUACUUCUUAUAAUAGACUGCUGAGAGAAGAAUUGCUGAGUUGUGGGACAGUCCUUCAAAUAUCUGAUUUACCGGAUGAUGGCUUUUCAGAUCAAGAUAUUAAAAAGAUUGUUCAGCCAUUUGGCAAAGUUAGUGAUCUCAUUGUACUUCGCUCUAGAAAUGAGGCCUUCUUGGAAAUGAACUACAAAGAAGCCGUGAUAGCAGCUGUGAAAUAUGGUGAAACUGUUCCAGUGCUGGUAAAUGGGAAGCGGGUGAAAAUAAGUGUAGCGGAGAAGCCAAAAGCAUCUCCUGGCCAGGCCAAAAUGAAUAUCAAAAAAAAGGCUCAGAAUAUUAAAAAAGUUGCACCAAGUACAAAAAAAGAUCAGAACACCACCACUAAGAGAACUAAAUCAAUUACAGGUAAAAAAGAAAGGACUAAGAAAUCAAAGAUGACAGGAGAGAGUAAAAUCAAGAAAACUUCAAAUACUGCGGCAAAAUCUAUAGAUGAAGACCUUCAGGUCUCAACAGAAGCCGAAAUGGAAGCUGGGGAAACUAAGCUGUCAGACCCAAAGAACAUUGCAGAAGGGGACAGACUUACAGAGCCUGUGAAGACGGUAGAGGCUCAGUCCAAAGGAGUGACUAAUCCUGCACCUGUACUAGAGAAACUUGCACAGAUGCCUCAGGUGGCAGUGUUGGACUUGGAUGAGUUUAAUGAAGCUUUAAUUGAUCAAGAAGCUACGAUAACAACUACAAAGAGUGAAGAAUCAACAGAACCAGCUAGCAAGGUCAGUCUAAAGGUGAUUGACUCUGUGCAAGUUGAACUUGAUGAUAUAUGUGUGGUUCUUAUUUCAAACUUGCCUGAGAAAGGAUAUUCUGUUGAGGAAGUUUCCAACCUAGCAAAGCCAUUUGGAGGACUGAGGGAUGUGCUAAUUUUAUCAUCUCAUAAAAAGGCAUAUCUCGAAAUAAACAGAAAAUCUGCAGAUUCCAUGGUUAAAUUUUACACCUGCUUUCCAAUGUCACUGGAUGGAAAUCAGCUCUGCAUCAACAUGGUGCCUCAGUAUAAGACUAUAAAAGAUGAAGAAGCAAUAUUUAUUGCUAUAAUUAAAGAUUCUGACCCUAAGGUAAAUACGGAAACUAUUCAUAAUCAAUUUGUGCAUCUUGGGAACUUGCCAGAUGAUGGAUACAGAGAACUUGAAGCGGUUUGUGUGGGACUUCGAUUUGGAAAAGUAGAUCAUUAUGUUGUACUGAAGAAUAAAAACAAGGCAAUUCUGCAGCUGGAUAGUCCCAAGUCAGCCAGAUCAAUGUACAGCUUCCUGAAGCAAUAUCCCUACAAUAUGGGUGAGCAUACAUUGACCUGUACAUUGUCACCCAAUGGAGAGUCUGCUGAGGCUGAAGUUGUAAAAAAAGAAGUGAAGAAAGAGGACUCAAGCAAAGGAAGCUCUGGCUUGAAAAAAUAUCCAGAGGGAUCAGGAGUGGUGCAAACAGCAGCUGCUAAUCCUCCAGUAGAGCCUAGUGUGGCAAAGAAAGGACCCAUUUCCAUCUCUAAUGUCAAAGACGAGAUGUCAGCAGUACAGAUAGAGCCCUCUGAGUCCCAUCUUGAAAGAGCAGUAAGGGAGUCUGCUGCAAGACUGGCAGAAACGUCUGUGGAGAAGGCGGGCGCUGGAGUCGCAGUUACUGUGGCAUCUAUCAAAUCCGCUGAUACCGAAUCAUCCGAAGCGAAGUCAGAAGAGAUGCUGCUGGUGCCUUCCAGUUUGGAGAAAGAAGAGGCAGUUAAAGAUAAUACUGAACCAGAGUUGUCUGAAUCUGCUGUUGUGUUGGCACCAGAGAAGGAAAUUAAAGAGAAAGAUGAAGAGUUGUCUGCUCCUGCCAUUGAACCACCAGAAGAAUUGUCCGAUGUGGGCAAGGCUGAAGAUGUGCCAUCAGAUUGUGCUGUGAAGCCGGCAGCAGGGAAUACGACGGGGGCUGUCCCUGAAGCGGUGCCCCCUGAUUCUGAUGCAGCUUCAGUAGAGAUGGUGUCAUCUGUUGUCACGCAAACGAACAACAAGUUGGAUGCUCCUGAAAAAAAUCCUGUUUCUGCUGCUGUGAAAACCGAACAUGAAAUGCCUGUAACUCAGAUAACAGAGAAGAAACCUGUACUUAAAACUGGGUCGGCUGUGGAGAAGAAACUGGACAUAACUGGAGCAGAGAGAGAGAUGAAACCAGAAGAGUCUGUGCUCAAAGCUGGAAGAACUGCGGAGGAGAACCCUGAAAAGCUUUUGGUCAAGACUGGGGCAGAGACAGAGAAGAAACUUGAAAAAUUUGUGGCCAAGGUUGGGGCUGCUGUGGAUAAUGCUGCAAAUGCUGUCAAUGAGAACAACGAGGGAAGUUUAAUCAAAGCCCAUCAAAAUAAAGGAACAGGACCAGCAAAAACUGAUGAAACCCGCAAAGCAAUUACGUUAAACUCCUCUUUAUCUGUCAAGGAAUCUUCCUCUGUUGGUAAAACCAUUUUAAAGGCCGUGGUGUCUCUUCCGGAUAUAUCAAAGUCAAGGGUUCCAGUACAGAGAAAUGAGCCUUCCCUGUGCAAAGGAGAGGAGCAGAAAGCUCCCUCGAAACCUGAGACCCGAAGCCAAGCAGCGGUGGAGAAGAAAAUCGCAUCAAAGGAAGAGGGUCAUCCGAGACCUGGUAGCAGCCGAUCAAGCCUGGGAGAUGGCAGCGGCAAAUGUAAAGUGAGCAGAAGUUCUGUUGUUGAUGGAAAGGGAGGCAAUGGGAGGAAUUCAUCUCAGCAAGAGAAGGACUCACGAGUGGAAUCUAGGGCUAGUUCAAAACAGUCUCAAGAGGGAGAGAGUAGAUCAUCCAGCAUGAAGAAAGACAACAGCAGCAAUAAGGCUUCUGUUGGUGGCAAUACUAAAACUUCAAAAGGUGGCACUAGCAGCAGUGCAAAACAAAAGGAGGAAGAAGAGCUGUUUCCCUUUAACCUGGAUGAAUUUGUUACUGUGGAUGAGGUCGUAGAGGAAAUCGAGUCUCCCGUUAAAACACGGCGAAAUCCACCGAGGGGAAAGAGAAAAGAUGGUGCUAAAACCAACUCCUCUUCUGAGCCUAGUUCCAAGAGAAGGAAAGGGAAGAGCUCCGUAGCACGCAUUGCUGAAAGCGAACUCUCUUUUGUCACUUUGGAUGAAAUCGGUGAGGAGGAGGAUGGGGCUGCACAUGACCCGCAGGGCCUGGUUGUAGUGGAUGAAGUGAUUGAAGAGGAAGAACUUAUGUCAGAAGCAGUAAAGGAUCCACAGUUGCUUGUUACUUUGGAUGAGAUAUCUGAACAGGAGGACCUUAGUUCUCAUAAAGACGUCCCUAGGUCAGUUUUUGAGGAGCAGGAUUUGAAAGCUGAGCCCUUGGUAACUGUAGAUGAAAUAGGUGAAGUGGAAGAGCUGCCUCUGAACGAGCCUGCUGACUUGAAUAUUGAGGAUGUGCUGAAACAGAAGGAGGAUGAUAAAGUGACUGCUGAGGAUACUGGAGAUUGUGCUUCCUCCCAGGUGCCCGACGAUCCCAGUGCUUUAGUGACAGUAGAUGAAAUACAAGAGGACAAUGAAGAUAACCCUCUAGUGACUUUGGAUGAAGUUAACGAAGAUGAAGACGAUUAUCUGGCUGAUUUCAAUCGUCUAAAAGAGGAACUAAACUUUGUUACAGUAGAUGAAGUUGGAGAGGAGGAUGAGGAAGAAGAAAAUACUUUCCCAGGGAAAAAUCUGAACGAGGAUGAAGACGAUGAAGAUAUUGUUGCCGUUGCAGGACCAGAAGAAGAAGAAAUUGCUGCCAUUGCAGGACCAGAAGAGGAGGAUAUUGUUGCUGUUGCAGGACCAGAAGAAAUGGAAAUUCUAGGAGAUAUGAGUCCAGAAGAAGAAAUUAUUGCAAUCUCAAAGUCGAAAGUAGAUCAGCUGGGAUCAGGAGACAAAGAACCAGAGUCUAAGCGGAAGAAAACGGCUUCUUCAGAUGUAUCAAAGACGCAGAGUACUCCAAAAGAUUUGGAUUACCUAGUUCCAAAGGCUGGCUUUUUCUGUCAGAUCUGCUCGCUGUUCUACGCCGAUGAAACGUCUGUGAAAAAUCACUGCAAGACACCGCUUCAUCAGCAAAACAUGGAGAAAUUCAUGGCCAAGCAGAAGGAUGAGGAUAAUGAUGGGGAAGAGCGGAGUUCAAGGUGAUCGGAGGAAAGAAGAAUUCUUUCAGUGGAUUAAACUUAGGGUCCAGUCAAUUUUGUGUAUUUUGUUAUGAUUUAAUUUGUAAUUUUGUUUCAGAAACAAGCAUUCAUGUUGUAUAAAUUUGAGCUCAGUAUAGACAGACUAAAAGAAAAAACGUAUGGUGGCUUUGAUUUGUAUAUCAAAUCAUCUGACUUGGAAGAGACUUCUUUUACAAGUGUCGACAUGAAAUAAAUGUUCUUACUGUAUAGUUAACACCA